Messenger RNA from Drosophila melanogaster (fruit fly), 513 nucleotides. RefSeq lists its product as uncharacterized. Lineage: Eukaryota; Metazoa; Arthropoda; Insecta; Diptera; Drosophilidae. The coding region runs from base 68 to 442 and encodes 124 amino acids. The record is from RefSeq and is marked reviewed. The transcript is spliced from 2 exons.
CCAGCAUCAGUCAUCUCUCUGAGUUUAUCCCAAAAACAACCAACCAACCAACCAAACCUAAUUCAAGAUGUUCAAAUUUGUUGCUGUCAUCGCUCUCCUGGUCGCCACCGCCAGUGCUGGUCUCAUCGAGACUCACCAUGUGGUGCACGAGCCCGUUCUGGCCAAGGUUGGAUCGGUGGUGCACUCUGCUCCCUCGGCGGUUUCCCACCAGAGCAUCACCCAGGUGCACAGCAAGGCGGUGGUGCAGCCAGUGGUUGCUCCCAUCGUGAAGACCACCACCUACUCCCAUCCCGCCGUUGCCGUCCACGCUGCUCCAGUGGUUCACUCCGUGCCCGUUGUCCACGCCGCUCCAGUCGUCCACUCUGUGCCUCUGGUCCACUCAGCUCCCCUCGUCAAGUCGGUGGUGCACUCCGCUCCCCUGGCCUACACCCUGCACCACUAAGGACGCAAAUGUGAUACAGUAUUUACGAUUUUUUGUUUCAAUAAAUGUUUUUCGUUUUGUCAUAACAAGUU